This is a messenger RNA of Ficedula albicollis (Collared flycatcher), 752 nucleotides long. Its product is annotated as scale keratin-like. Lineage: Eukaryota; Metazoa; Chordata; Aves; Passeriformes; Muscicapidae. The record is from RefSeq and is a predicted model, not a curated record. Bases 205 to 597 code for a protein of 130 amino acids. Gene Ontology annotation, cellular component: intermediate filament. Gene Ontology annotation, molecular function: structural constituent of cytoskeleton. The transcript is spliced from 2 exons.
UCUGGGGGUUCAGGGAUCAGGGCUCUGAGGGCGCUGCUGGGCACAGAGCCAGUGCUGGGUGAUGUGGGCUGGGCUGUGUGGCUGUGGCCAGUCAGAGUCUGUGGCAGGUCUGGCAGCAGCACACUGCUGAAUCUGGAGAUCCCCAUGACUCUUCUAAUCCCUGUUUUCUGAAUUCCCUUUCAGGCUCAUCUCUGUCACGCCAAGAUGUCCUGCUACGAUGUGUGUCCCCCCAGGAGCAGCUAUGAGCUUUGCACCCCCAAAACCAGCGUGGCUGUGCCCCAGCCCAUCGCUGAGAGCUGCAACGAGCUGUGUGCCCGCCAGUGCCCCGACUCCUCGGCCUUGAUCCAGCCGCCCCCCGUGGUGGUCACCUUCCCCGGCCCCAUCCUCACCUCCUUCCCCCAGCAAGCCGUGGUGGGCUCCUCCGGAGCACCGGCCUUUGGCGGCUCCCUGGGGCUGGGCGGCCUCUACGGCGCCGGCGCCACCCAGGCCUCGGCUGGCCUCUGCACCUUUGGCAGAGCCUGCGCUGCUCCCGCCUACAGCCCUUGCGCCCUGCCCCGCUACAGCAAGAAGCUCUGGGACACCUGCGGGCCCUGCUAGAGCCACCACAGCCCAGCCCGAACGCGUGCGGCCGCCUCAGCCCAGCAUGGAGGAGUUGAGCUCUGCACAAGCUGCCCUGGCCUCCUGCAGCCUGUAACACCCGGCCAGCCUGGAGCUUGCCCAGCGCCCCUCUCCUGGUCUCUCCUGCCCUUCUU